GGGCGUUCUCAGUGUAAUUGGAGUUUACAGCUGUUUAUUGGGAGUAUGUUCUCUGGAACAUCUGGAGUUCAUUUCCGUGGAGACUCUCUUGCGAUGUUUGAUGCUCUGCUCCUGGGUAAACAGAUUGAACUGAAACGGUAUGAAGUGGACGGAAGGAAAGUUCUGUUUUAUUUUGAUGAGAUUCCCAGCCAGUGUAUGACCUGUGUCAAGUUCUAUGCAUACCGGGAGUAUAUCGUUGGGAAAACAGCUCCUGUCCCGGUCAAGGUGUAUGACUACUAUGAACCAGCAUUUGAGGCAACACGCUUUUAUAAUGUGAGUGAAACAAGUCCUCUGGCUCGGGAGCUGUGUGAUGGGACCACCUGUAAUGAGGUAGAAAGCUCAGCCAAUCAGUGGAUAGGGUUUGUCCAAUCUGGCACCUGUAAGAAUGUGUAUGACUGUCUGGAGGAGGAACACUAUGAGCUGUGCACAUGUUACCGUGACUGUGGCUUCGAUGGAAACCCUGUGUGUGGUUCUGAUGGAAUUCUGUAUCGAAACCAGUGUCAGAUGGAGGUGGCGGCAUGUCGAAACAACACCAGGAUUGAACAGGUCCCUGUGUCACAGUGCCCCUCCAUGGAAAGUGUCCCUGAAGAAAGUGAGUCUGUGGCAUCACCGAUGAAGCUGGAGCUGAUGGAACAGAGACAAUCAGACGGUGUCACUGUGCCACAAUCGGAACUUUCUUAUUACUCUUAUGGAAUGAGUUACGAGUAUGACCCGGAGUUUGUAUCCGAUGAAGAUGAUGGGUUUGAAAUGAAUGAAGAUCAGACAGAGCAACAGAGCCAGGGGAGCAGAGGGAGAACAGAUGAGGGCUUCAGUCAAAAGUGAAUGAAUAUGGAUUCUCAGGCACAGGAAGAGGAGGAAUCAGAGAACACAGAAAUUCUGCCCUGUACAUGUUUGUUUAUAUGUUACAAGGACCAAGCACUGCUGCUGAAGACAGCACAAUAUUAUCCGCACCCAACUAUUAAAUAGACUAGACAUAUUUAUCCUUUAGUAUUGUUUAAACCAAGCAGGCACAUUAGUGGAAUCUGGUAUUUAUAUUUUGUAAUUAUAAGUGUUCCAAUCUUCACUUUGUGAUAUUUAUAUUUGUGUUUUAGUUAAAGCUCCUCUUUCUCCUAGAGCUGGGUCAAAGGUCAACUUCCUAACGUUUAUUAUUUAAUUUUUUUAAUUAUUUACAAUUUCUCCCUUCCAGUGGAGGACAUUCAUGCUCUCCAGAGGGGCAGUUAAUUCAGCUGCAAGGCUGUGGCUCCUCUGCAGAAAUCUCCAGUGAGAUUCCCUCCACCUCCCCCACCUCCCUGUCCUCCUUCCCUCACUCCCUACAUAAACGUCCCCUCCCCUCCCCUCCUCCUCCCCUCCCCCCGCUGCCUUAUUUCUUAACUGCCCUCCCCUCUUCCUCAGUAUCCAUUCAGGGUUAUUGAAGAGACUGAAGGGCAUUUGGUUGAAGUCACCACUGCCCCACCCCCCCCAGCACUGAAUUCUAGCCCCCAGUGUAUUAAAGCCAUUCACCCCAAACACCGCCUACAGCCCCCCACCACCACCACCAUCCUCCAAAGUGGAGGCUCUUGCAUCUCACUGGAUGCUACAGAGAACCCCACAAUGGGACUGGCAGUGGGGGAAGGGUCCUCGGCACCAAUCCAUUACCCCUGGGCCGAGAUGCUCAGUGUAAGGAAUGUGGGGGUUGGCAGUUUUGCAUCGAUGUGAAGGCAUCGUAUCUUCCAAUAAUAAAGGUGAUGAUCUUCCCAAAAACAUAUUGGUUCUGACUUUAAUUCUGUGUUUGUACCAAUUCACUCACCUUUCAACUUCUUCCAACACAUUAACUCACUCACAG
Molecule: messenger RNA, 1861 nt
Organism: Carcharodon carcharias (great white shark)
Lineage: Eukaryota; Metazoa; Chordata; Chondrichthyes; Lamniformes; Lamnidae
Product: C3 and PZP-like alpha-2-macroglobulin domain-containing protein 8
Exons: 8
Coding region: 46-861 (271 amino acids)
Cellular component (GO): extracellular region
Molecular function (GO): protein binding
Source: RefSeq, a predicted model, not a curated record